AUGACGGCGGUAUUCACGAACUGCGCAUGCUCUCGUUGCCAGUUCGUUCAAAUAGAGACAAGAUGGCGGCAGCAACAAUGAUGCCGUACUUCGGACAGAAAGUUUCUUCUAAUAGCGACCUGGUCCCGGACUGGACCAGCCAGGAAGUCAGCACCGGGACCACCAUCAUGGCGGUGGAGUAUGACGGAGGAGUGGUGAUCGGUGCUGACUCUCGCACCACGACCGGGGCUUACAUCGCCAACAGAGUGACGGACAAGCUGACCCCGAUCCACGACCGGAUCUUCUGCUGCAGGUCCGGAUCAGCUGCUGACACUCAGGCCAUCGCUGAUGUGGUCACCUACCAGCUGGGCUUUCACAGCAUCGAGCUGGACGAGCCCCCGUUGGUGGAGACGGCCGCCAAUCUGUUCAAGGCCAGCUGCUACCGCUACCGAGAGGAGCUGACGGCUGGGAUACUGGUGGCAGGCUGGGACCGCAGGAAGGGGGGGCAGGUGUACUGCGUUCCUAUUGGUGGGAUGCUGGUGAGGCAGCCGGUGUCGGUGGGCGGCAGCGGCAGCACCUACAUCUACGGCUUCAUGGACUCCAACUACAAACCAGGACUGAGCAAAGACCAGUGUCUGGAGCUCACUGCUGCAGCUCUGUCUCUGGCGAUGGAGAGAGACGGCUCCAGCGGCGGUGUGGUCAGACUGGCGAGCAUCUCAGAGGAGGGAGUGGAGCGACGGGUCAUACUGGGAAACCAGCUGCCGAAAUUCUCCACACACUGAACACACACACACUGAACACACACACACACACACACGCACACACACUGAACACACACACACACACACGUCCAUUUUGUUGUGUUAAUAAAGGUUUCAGUCUGUC
Molecule: messenger RNA, 864 nt
Organism: Siniperca chuatsi (mandarin fish)
Lineage: Eukaryota; Metazoa; Chordata; Actinopteri; Centrarchiformes; Sinipercidae
Gene: psmb6
Product: proteasome 20S subunit beta 6
Exons: 7
Coding region: 27-761 (244 amino acids)
Cellular component (GO): proteasome core complex
Molecular function (GO): threonine-type endopeptidase activity
Source: RefSeq, a predicted model, not a curated record